This is a messenger RNA of Nelumbo nucifera (sacred lotus), 754 nucleotides long. NCBI's taxonomy places the organism in Eukaryota, Viridiplantae, Streptophyta, Magnoliopsida, Proteales, Nelumbonaceae. The record is from RefSeq and is a predicted model, not a curated record.
UACAAUUUUCUGUUUCUGCCGUUGGGAAUCCCGGCAAGGGCGAGAUAUCCCCAGGUCGUCGUCGUUUUUCACCGGCUAAAAUGCCCUCGAGGGACAGGAUAGCCUACUUCUACGAUGGUGAUGUAGGCAAUGUUUACUUUGGGCCAAACCAUCCAAUGAAGCCACAUCGUCUUUGUAUGGCACACCAUCUUGUCCUGUCAUAUGAGCUCCACAAGAAGAUGGAAAUAUAUCGGCCUCACAAGGCUUACCCUGUUGAACUUGCUCAAUUCCAUUCAGAAGAUUAUGUUGAAUUCUUACACCGAAUUACUCCUGAUACUCAACAUCUCUUCAGCAAUGACUUGGCAAAAUAUAACCUUGGAGAAGAUUGCCCAGUGUUUGACAACUUGUUUGAGUUUUGUCAAAUUUAUGCUGGGGGAACAAUAGAUGCUGCACGGAGGUUGAACAAUCAGCUUUGUGAUAUUGCCAUAAAUUGGGCUGGUGGAUUGCAUCAUGCAAAGAAAUCUGAAGCAUCUGGCUUUUGUUACAUUAAUGACUUAGUCUUGGGGAUUCUAGAACUCCUCAAGUAUCAUGCUAGGGUUCUAUAUAUUGAUAUAGAUGUGCAUCAUGGAGAUGGAGUUGAAGAAGCCUUUUAUUUCACUGAUAGAUUCCAGGACCAUGGAUUCAGCAAUAUGGAUUGUCUCAACUGUGUUGAAGGUGAUGACUGUCAGUUUUCACAAAUAUGGGGAUAUGUUCUUUCCUGGAACUGGUGAUGUUA